Colletotrichum siamense is the source of this 1548-nucleotide messenger RNA. It is a transcript of the gene Sept3, whose product is annotated as Neuronal-specific septin-3. The record is from RefSeq and is a predicted model, not a curated record. Gene Ontology annotation, cellular component: cell division site; cytosol; microtubule cytoskeleton. Gene Ontology annotation, molecular function: GTP binding; GTPase activity; molecular adaptor activity. Bases 1 to 1548 code for a protein of 515 amino acids. Gene Ontology annotation, biological process: cytoskeleton-dependent cytokinesis. NCBI's taxonomy places the organism in Eukaryota, Fungi, Ascomycota, Sordariomycetes, Glomerellales, Glomerellaceae. The transcript is spliced from 2 exons.
AUGAGCCAACAGCCCCGUCGCAGUAGUCUCGGUAUGCUUCUCAGACGCUCCAAGUCCGGCGACCUGGGGAAGGGCGGUAAGAAGGCCCAAGCCCUCAGGGAGCAGCAGGAACGCGAACUCGAACGCCAGCGUCAAGCUGCCAUCUCCAAAAUCCCACCCAAGCUGCCCGAGUUCUACAAGGGCAAUGACCAGCUCUCCAACUCCAUCCCCUCAGACCUUCGUGCCGACGAAGCCUCGAUCAUGUCUGACCAUACUAUUGGCACCGCCUAUUCCACUCGUCCUUCGAUGGAUCCCGGCUUCAGCGCGGGAGGGUAUAUUCCUCCCGUACCACCUGUGCCCACGAGCAACCCCGCCUACGAUCCUUACGCUCGUACCGAGAGUAUGACGCACCGCGGUCGCUACAGUUACGCCAGCAGCGCCGUCAGCACUGUCAACAGCCCUAGGAGGGUUCGGAGAAGAAAGGAUCCCACACCCUUCAACAUUCUCGUCAUUGGCACUCGCGGCGCUGGCAAGACUUCAUUCCUUGAGUUCCUGAAGACUGCUCUGGCGCUGCCGCCCAAGAAACGAUCCCGUCGAACCGAGACCGAGGAAGACUCGACUCCCAGGGCUGCCGCUUCGGGCAAUUACAUCCCCCACUACCUUGAGAGUGAAAUCGACGGCGAACGUGUUGGCCUGACAAUCUGGGACUCGGAAGGUCUCGAAAAGAAUGUGGUUGACCUUCAGCUUAGAGAGAUGUCAGCAUUCCUGGAGAGCAAGUUCGAAGAGACUUUUACCGAGGAGAUGAAGGUCAUUCGAUCGCCUGGUGUACAGGAUACCCACAUUCAUGCUGUCUUCAUGGUUCUCGACCCAGCUCGUCUGGACCGCAAUCUUGCUGCUGUGAAGACUGUGCCAAAUGGCCACAACGGCAAGUACGCACCGCCGGCGAACAUUACCGGUGGCCUGGAUGAGGACCUUGACCUCCAAGUCCUCCGCACCCUCCAGGGCAAGACGACUGUCAUUCCCGUCAUUUCCAAGGCCGAUACCAUCACUACCAAGCACAUGAAUGUCCUCAAGAAGACGGUCUGGGACACGAUCAAGAAGGCUGGAAUGGAUCCCCUCGAACCCCUCGGCCUGGAUGAGGAUGACGACUCUACUAAGAUUGACGAGGAAGACGAGGGCGAGGAUGGCUACGAGCACAGCAACAACGGCGACGAGGACCUUCCGAUCCAGGGCGGUGACGGCGAGGCGCCGUCUUCUCCCUCAUCAAAACGACUGUCGGGAUCGUCUAUCCGCCAGCACAAGGCGAAGCAAGAUUCGAAGGAGGACGAGAUUCCUUUUCUCCCUCUUUCCAUCAUCAGCCCCGACUUAUACGAGCCCGAGGUUAUGGGGCGUCAAUUCCCCUGGGGCUUUGCGGACCCCUACAAUGAGGAGCACUGCGACUUUACGAGACUCAAGGAUGCCGUCUUCAGUGAAUGGAGAGCCGAGCUCCGUGAGGCCAGCAGGGAGCAAUGGUACGAGGGUUGGCGUACAUCUCGACUCAAGAACAGCCCCAACUCUCGUCGACGAUAG